Messenger RNA from Cornus florida, 1552 nucleotides. Its product is annotated as pentatricopeptide repeat-containing protein At1g62350. Gene Ontology annotation, molecular function: protein binding. Lineage: Eukaryota; Viridiplantae; Streptophyta; Magnoliopsida; Cornales; Cornaceae. The transcript is spliced from 2 exons. The record is from RefSeq and is a predicted model, not a curated record. The coding region runs from base 273 to 1034 and encodes 253 amino acids.
UUACCUCGUAACUAAAAUACCAUUACAUCCACAUGACUGAAUUAUGACCAAUAAACACUGAAUUGCCAUUCCGUAAAAAAUUCUCACAAAUCUAUGUCAAAAACCUACUUAAAUCUCAUCAAAUUUGAUCCCUCGUAGAAUUCUCAGAAAUUCAUUACCUCAAAAAGAAAAUCCUAGAACUUUGAUGAAAGUUUUAAUCAAAACCCUAUUCAAAUUCGAUCCAAUCAAAGCUAUUUCAGACAAACUGAUUUUCUAUUCACUUCCCUCUGAUCAUGUUGCGUUUGGGUCGAAAUCUCCUGCGGAGAGCUUCACACAGUUUCACUGAACCCCAAAUUUCUCGUCGUCUGAAAACCCUAGAUUUCCCAAACCACGAACCGGAAUGGUUGGUGCGCUACAUUACUGGUCCGGCCUCGAGCCCGAGCUUGUCCAUAUGGAGACGGAAGAAAGAGAUGGGCAAAGAGGGUUUGAUCGUGGCCAAAGAACUCAAGAGAUUGCAGUCCAGUCCGGUCCGGUUCGAGCGGUUCAUGAAGUCCCAUGUCUCUCGUCUCCUCAAGUCUGACCUCCUCGCCGUCCUUGCCGAGUUCCAGAGACAAGACCUCGUUUUUCUGUGCAUGAAGUUAUAUGAGGUGGUGCGUAAAGAAAUAUGGUACCGGCCAGACAUGUUCUUUUACAGGGAUAUGCUUAUGAUGCUUGCUAGGAACCAAAAGGUGGACGAAGCGAAGCGGGUAUGGGAGGAUCUGAAGAGAGAAGAAGUUCUCUUUGAUCAGCAUACAUUUGGUGACAUUAUGAGGGCGUUCUUAGAUAGUGGAUUGCCCGAAGAGGCAAUGUACAUAUAUGAUGAAAUGAGAGGAUCUCCUGAACCCCCAAUAUCUUUGCCUUAUCGAGUCAUAUUAAAAGGGCUCCUUCCAUAUCCAGAAUUGAGGGAGAAGGUGAAGGAUGAUUUCUUGGAACUUUUCCCAGGUAUGAUUGUUUAUGAUCCACCUGAAGACCUGUUUGAUGAUAAACAAUGGAGAACGGAGGAUGAAGAUAAGUAGAUGGUGUUGCUGACUCUGUAAUUUGCAAGGGAGGGCAAAGAUGAUUAGAGCGUGCUGCCAGCUCUCUUUAAUUUGCUUAUAUGGUGGUCAUCUUAUGAAUGUGCUGGCUGUGGCGAAGAGUGGAAAGCACUGGUUUAUGCCCAAAGACUGGGAAGAGUUAUUGAGCUUGCAGUGGCAUGUCUUUUAAAGUUGUACCUAACUCAAGGUGCCGAUAAUGGAAAAGGAUAUAUAAAGAAGUUCUCUCUUUUUGAGUGCAGUUCAGAGGCUUGUUAUGCAGUUUCAAACUUCUUGGCAAGUGUAUGUUGCAAUAGAAGUCCUAAUGUUGGUCUUAGCAUUUUCUUGAUCACUUUUAAUGUUUAUAUAAUAUAAAAAUAGCUCGGGAAAGGUGACAUUUUGGCAUGCCUAUAUUUGUUGGUUAUGCUUCAUUUGUGUAAUGUAACUAGAAUGCAUGCUUUUUGAUACUAAAAGGACAAUGUUGACCUUGAGUUUCUACAUAUAAAAUGAUUGGAUGACGAGCA